AUGGCCGACUACCUGCUCUUCGAAGCCCCAAUGGGCUACUCGCUGUUCAAGGUCACCCACCAGGCUGACACUGUCGGAAACCGCCUGAAGGAGGUCCAGGAAGGCGUCGCGGAUCUUUCGAAAUUCGGAAAAAUGGUUGAUCUCGUCAGCUUCUUGCCAUUCGAGAACAACAAGCAGGCCCUCAGCGAAAUCAAUGAUAUUUCAGAGGGAGUUGCAUCCGAAACUCUCAUCUCUUUCCUCGAACUCAACCUACCAAAGGCAGGCAAGAAGAAGAAGGUUAGCCUGGGCGUGUAUGACAAGGUUUUGGCAACGAGCAUCAAGGGUGCCUUCCCAUCCGUUGAGUGCGAGACUGGAGACACCAGCGAAGUAGUGCAAGACAUGCUCCGAGGAGUCCGACUGCAUGCGACAAAGCUUUUGAAACAGCUCCGCGAAGGUGACUUGGACACUGCCCAAUUGGGUCUGGGUCACGCCUACUCUCGCGCCAAAGUCAAGUUUUCCGUUCAGCGAGAUGACAACCAUAUCAUCCAGGCUAUUGCCAUUCUUGAUCAGUUGGACAAGGCCAUCAACACGUUUUCCAUGAGAGUGCGAGAAUGGUACUCAUGGCACUUCCCCGAGCUUAUCAAGAUCGUCUCGGAGAACCAUCGCUACGCACAGGUAGCACUUUUUGUCCAGGACAAGAAGUCGUUGACAGACGAACGUCUGCAUGAUCUUGCUGCUCUAGUGGAAGAUGAUGAGGGUGUUGCUCGGAGUAUCAUCGAGGCUGCCAAACAUAGUAUGGGCCAAGAGAUCUCUGAGAGUGACAUGGAAAAUGUCAUUGCCUUUGCCCAGCGCGUUGUUAGCCUGGCCAACUACCGCAAGUCCCUGCACUCUUACUUGGUCUCUAAGAUGAGCGUCGUGGCUCCUAACUUGGCUACUCUUAUUGGCGAAAUUGUUGGCGCUCGGCUUAUUUCCCACGCCGGAAGCUUGACCAAUCUCUCCAAGUACCCUGCCUCUACUGUUCAGAUCCUUGGUGCCGAGAAAGCGCUGUUCAGGGCCCUGAAGACGAAGGGAAACACCCCCAAAUACGGAUUGCUUUACCACUCCUCUUUCAUUGGAAGAGCUGGGCCGAAGAACAAGGGCAGAAUCUCUCGAUUCCUUGCCAACAAGUGCUCGAUUGCCUCCAGAAUUGAUAACUUCUCCGAGGAGCCCUCGACGAAAUUCGGAGAAGCUCUUAAGAAGCAAGUUGAGGAACGUUUGGAGUUCUACGCAUCCGGCGCGCCACCCACCAAGAACGAAGUUGCUAUGAAAUCUGCAAUGGACUCUAUCCUGGCCGAUAUGGAUGUCGAUGCCGGUGGAGAUAGCGAUGUUGAAAUGGAAGAUGAAGAGAAAGCUGAGAAGAAGAAGGAGAAGAAGGAAAAGAAAGAGAAGAAGGAGAAAAAAGAGAAGAAGGAGAAGAAAGAGAAGAAAGAGACCAAGGACAACGAAGACAAGAAAGAAAAGAAGAAGAGGAAGCGCGACAGCGAAGUGGGCGCAUCGACGAAGAAGUCUAAGGCUUAG
Talaromyces rugulosus is the source of this 1536-nucleotide messenger RNA. RefSeq lists its product as uncharacterized. The record is from RefSeq and is a predicted model, not a curated record. Lineage: Eukaryota; Fungi; Ascomycota; Eurotiomycetes; Eurotiales; Trichocomaceae. Gene Ontology annotation, cellular component: small-subunit processome; box C/D methylation guide snoRNP complex. Gene Ontology annotation, molecular function: snoRNA binding. The transcript is spliced from 3 exons. The coding region runs from base 1 to 1536 and encodes 511 amino acids.